Molecule: messenger RNA, 3150 nt
Organism: Naegleria lovaniensis
Lineage: Eukaryota; Heterolobosea; Eutetramitea; Acrasida; Naegleriidae
Exons: 6
Coding region: 1-3150 (1049 amino acids)
Biological process (GO): protein homooligomerization
Molecular function (GO): protein binding
Source: RefSeq, a predicted model, not a curated record
AUGGGAAAGAAGCCUUUGCUCUCUAGAAGUCGUGGAGUGGCCAAACCAUUGUUAAAGGCUAGUGUUGGCUCCUCCUCAAGAGAUCAUCAACAAACAUCAUCGUAUGAAGCACCUACAUGUUUUGAUCAACAAAUGUCGGAUCGGAGAAACGUCGAGGAAAGUGGAUUACCAAAAUUAAUGGAAAUGAAGCGAGAAAAAGAAAUGCUGGAAACGAGAAGGAAAGAGUUGGAGUUGAUUGAAAAAUUCAACGACAGUCAGACGGAAAGCACUCAAAAUUUGCUUGUACAGGAAAUUAUUCAAAACCAAUCUGAAGAUGUCCAAGUGAAGUUGAAUGUGGGUGGACAAAUUUUUGUUACCUCAUUACGAACCAUUAACCAAAAUGAAAACAUGUUGAAGGUGAUGCUUAAUUCUGAUUUUAAUAUUGACAAGGACGAAAAUGGUUGCAUUGUAUUUGCGGAUAGAAAUCCUGAAUAUUUCCCUAUUAUUUUAGAGCAUAUCAGGACAGGAUCAACUACUUACAUUGGGCUUUGGGAAGAGAAAAACGAAGAGACUAUGGAACACCUGAGAAAACUCUUAGUAGAAUCUGAUUAUUUUGGAACUUCGAAAUUGAGUGCAAGAAUAGCAACAAUGAUCAGAGACAUUGAACAGUCGAUCUCUGAGAGUAAUGAAAGAAAGUUGCAAAGAUUAAAAAUUGAAAAGAGAUUGAAAGAAGCAGAAACUCAACCCGAAAAAACUUGGAAUUUAACCAUGGCCAACGACCAACAAAAUGCAGACUAUAAGUGGCUAACGACUUUCACAAAUAUAACAUCUAAGCACAGAGAGGUGUUUGAAAAGCAAUUACUGAAAUCUGAACUCAAUUUACUAACUCAGAAAGAAAGAAUCAGAGAGCAAGAACUCAAUGUUAAGACAACCACAAUUACUUUUAAUGCUAGAGGCACAAGACUCUCUAUUGGAAAGGAAAAGAUAUUAAUGCACCCUGAUAGUGUUUUUUACUCUCUUGUCAAUCAAACAAACAAUCAAGAGAUAUUUGUUGACAGAGAUCCUACAGCCUUUUCUUAUCUACUGGAAUACCUUCAAAAUGGACACGAAAUUUCUCUUCCAAAAGAAUAUUCAAAACGAAAAGUCAUUUAUAAGGAAGCUAAAGAGUUUAAAUUACAAGGUCUGAUUGAUUUAUUGGACCCAUUAAGAUACCCUAUCGAAGAUAUUGGGGAAAGCAACAUGAAAAUCAAGAAGGAAGAAGAUUUCUUGCGAAAUUUAUUCGCAGUUGACCGAAAUAACCCAAUUUUGGACGACCCAUAUUUACACCUUGUUAAUGUAUUUGAUGCAAAGCAUCGAGUUAGAGAAGAGUUCCAGCAUAGUACACCUCCCGAAAAAGUUCCAUUGUUGUUUGAUUUCGAAAAUACCUCUGAGGCUGAGAAAUUAUUGAAUCCAAAGUCUGGAUUAGUAAAGCCUCAUGUACCCAAAGUUUGUGAGACAAGACAGGCGUUCUUCACACAAUUCAACGCGUUUACUUGUGGGCUGUUCAAAAAUAUGGACUGGAGUAAUGUAUUUGCUGCAGGUGGAGGAAUAUUGGCAUGUCUACUUCAGGCCCCACACGAAAAAGAGGACAUUUCUAAAGAAAUCCAAGCAUGUAACGAUGAGAAGAAGAGCUCAUCAACUGUUGACAAGAGUUAUUGGGAAGACGACGACGAUUCAGAACCGGAAGUACAUUCAAGUGAUAGCGACUAUUUCACUUCUUCCUCUGACGAAGAAUAUCGCAAGAGCUUGCCUAAACCGAAGAAAAUUUCACAAAGAAAUCAAAAUCUUUCUGCAGAUCAACGAUUAUUUCAGUAUUAUUCAAACUCAAAAAUGUGGCAAAACAGUGACGUGGAUUUAUUCUUGUAUGGACUUACGGAGCAUCAGGCUGAAGCUAAGAUCGUUUAUUUAUACCAACUUUUUAAGAAAAAUUUGGAGCAAGCAGCUCCAUUUCUUGAUGGCUACUAUAUAGGCAAGUUGAGCCAUCUAUUUUCUUACACCAUUCGACCCAUUCAAAUCAUUCUUAGGUUGUACAAAAGCCCAACUGAAAUAUUGUGUGGAUUUGAUAUACCAUGUUGUUGUGUGGGCUUUGAUGGAAAUCAAGUAUAUUGUUUACCUCGUGCAGUAGUCAGCUUGGCAACAAGAACUAACAUUGUGGACCCCGAUCGCCAAUCUACCACCUAUGAAAUGAGACUUGUUAAAUAUGCUCACAGAGGGUUCAGGAUUGGUGUUGCAGGAUACGAUCCUAACAAAGUGAGACAUCCAAUUCUUAAGGAUGCUAGCUAUUUGAGAGAUGUCUAUUACUAUUACCAUCAGUCAAGUGGAGAUGAUGAAGUGGCUAACCUUAAAAAAGUUACUGGUCUUGCUCGAAUUUUACUGAUACUUCAUGGUUAUAUCAAUUGUCAUCAAAAAAAUCAUGCGUUGUGGGCCGUUGGUGGUAGAAGCACCCUCGAAAAAACAGAGCAAUUGUUGCAGCCAUCAAAGCUUCAUGAUUAUGCUGAACUGAAUUAUUCUUCCUGCAGAUGGCGAAAUGCUUACAAUUUGUACAAACAAAUUUCAAGAAGAUUGAGGUGGGUGAAGCAUGUCCUCCACAAAAAACCUUUCUUUGAUUAUUCUCUGAAUGAUAUUAACAAAAUUUUGCAUGCUUCAAAACAAAGAAGUACACUCCCUCGCAAGAUCAAGUGGAUCACUGUGGAGCCAGGUCGCCAAUUCGUUGGUAGCUUUCAUCCUGAGACACGGAACUUCUUCAAAGACGCCUAUUUGGAUCCUAAAGGAGAUCAGAAACGAAAAUACAAAUAUCAAUGGAGAAAAAGAUAUGGAUAUGACACGGAUUUUGAUGCUAAAACUAGCAAGGCACUGGAAAAGCAAUAUCGACAGUAUUUAAAAUCUGGAAGUGAUGAACACAGACUGUUUUCAGUCUCUCCUGACGUUAUCAUUGAUUUUCAAACAAGAUGUAUUUGUGACAAGCGUGGUGCUUAUGUUGCAGCAGUGAAAAGAGAAAAAAUCAAAAGUACUGUUAAACAUGUGAAGAGACUUCCCAAGAUCUUGUUCGAAAGUCAUAAUGACCUCUUGAACAGUGAAGAUGACAACGAUUGGGAAACCGUCGAAGAUAGUAGUGACUCAGAGGACUUGUAA